This is a messenger RNA of Drosophila kikkawai, 1745 nucleotides long. It is a transcript of the gene Dredd, whose product is annotated as Caspase-8 Dredd. The record is from RefSeq and is a predicted model, not a curated record. NCBI's taxonomy places the organism in Eukaryota, Metazoa, Arthropoda, Insecta, Diptera, Drosophilidae. Gene Ontology annotation, biological process: proteolysis. Gene Ontology annotation, molecular function: cysteine-type endopeptidase activity.
CUAUUGGGCCAGCAAGUCUUUCGGAAAAACGGUUUUCCUCAAGUCGUAUUUUGGUACUUCCCCGCAUUUGCGCGACGCUAUGGACGGAUCGAAUCUGUUAAUCCAAGUGGACACCAUCGAUGUGAACGAUCUGGUCUAUGUGGAGCGCGAUCUGAACUUCCGCCAAAAGGUUGGGCUUUGUUUCCUGCUCUUCAGUGACGUCGAUGCCGAUGCCGCCUUUAUACUACAGAAGCUACUUGCCAUGGCCGGCGGGGAUCGGCAGCAGCCAAGCGAUCUGCUGACACAGUACUCAAAGUCCCGGCCAGAUACUUGGCGGCGGCAGCUCGUGGAGGCUCUGUGCAUCAUUGGUGCCCGACAGGUUCUCCGAAAACUUGGCUUCCGGUGGACUGAGCUGCGGCUACAUUACCUACCGCACAUAGCGGGAAUCUCACUGCAUGUGCAUCCGCUGCUAAAGAGCCUAUACAGGAUCUGUGAGGAUCUGACGAUGGCGCAGAGCGGUCGCCUUAUUCUCGAGGUAAGCGAGAAGGUGGGACGUCAGCAGGCGGGAGCUGGUGAUCCGCUGCGAUUCUACGACACCAGUUUCCUAGAGAUUUUCCUGCUGGAUUGGCUGACAAGGCGAUGCAUUCGACUGGGUGAUCUCAAUGCUACGGGCAGCGACGUCCAGUUGCUAAUCGAGCACCUCAAAUUCAACGAUAUGCAGGAGCAGGCAAAGUUGUUAAUUGAUACGAUCAAUAGUAAUGCCCAAGAGAUCCGGGUGCCGGCGCCCGCCUCUCCGUUGGCCAUCAAAAGGGAGACUCUGAAGGAUAGCCAGACGGCUCCAGCGACAGCUUCAGAUUCAGUUCCAGCUACAGCUACAGCAUCUCUUAGACGGGCCGAUGCCCUGCAGUUGAGUCGGGAAAACGCCGGCAUUGCCCUGAUCAUCAACCAACGCCAGUUCCACAGAAACGUCAGCCCAGAACUGAAGAUGUAUCUGUCGCCAAAGAAACUGGAGAGUCGCGUUGGCACGGAUGUGGACGAGCGGCGGCUUGGGGAGGUCUUCUCCUCAAUGGGUUACCAGGUGGAGUCGCAUCCCGAUGUAGACCACAUGGAUAUGGUGCAUCUGAUACGCAACGCCUGCAGUAGAUCCGCGAUCCGGGACUCGCUGGUGGUCUGCAUCCUAAGCCACGGCUUCGAGGGGACUGUGUAUGGCGCCAACAGUAUCGCUCUGCGGAUCUCGGAGCUAGAGAAUGUGCUAUGCAGCGACGAUGCCAGCCUAUACGAUCAAUCCCAUCGCCUGGUCAAGCUACUAUUCAUCCAGGCCUGCCAGACGGAGCCUGACAAGAAGCUGGAGCAGGAUCAGCAUGGAUUGCCAUACCCCUUAGAUGCCACCACACAGUCGCCGGGCCAGCAUUUGCACAUGUUGCGUGCCAAUUCAACUGUGAAGGGUUUCUCCGCUCUGCGGCACACACACAACGGCAGCUGGUUCAUCCAGAGCCUGUGCGAUAACAUCGUUCAGCAUUCGUCCAGCACGCAUAUAGCCGACAUACUGAUGAAUGUCACCAGGGAUGUGUCGGGAAAGCGGGGCAAGAACAACGAGUCAAUGGUGCCCGACACAAACAUCAGGAUGACGCAGCACGUCUACUUGCCACCGCGUUGCCCCUGAUUGGCUUGAAUCCAGUCAUGGAUAAGCUCUUUUUCUUCAGGCAAAUACAUAAGAAUUACUUUCCAUUAAAACCUGACCAGCUUUUAUCAUAAUAACUACUGUA